AUGCUCUCAAUACCAGUCGUUUUAUCAAUAUUGUUGUUAUUUUAUAACUCGAGCUUUGCAUUUCCUGUUGGAAGAACAAUUGGCAGAAAGAGAAAUUUCGAUCCAUUGAAACUUGAUUUUGCUUUAGUGGAAUCUCAGCGAAGAGUUGAUUUGAACAGUGGUUUCUACAGACAUUCUGUUGGCCCUUAUAGCGAGGUAAUUAUGAAAAUUGAAAACCAAUAUUCGGCCUACAUUGCCACCUUGGCCCUUGGUACCCCGGAGCAAGAGAUUAAAGUGGCCCUUGAUACGGGUUCAUCAGAUCUUUGGGUUCCAUCCCCAGGAACCACAACUGACUACACUACAUUUGAUUCCAAUGCCUCGAGAACAGCUACUAGCCUCAAUGAAACAUUUUCCAUUGUUUAUGGUGACAGAACAGGUGCCAGUGGUAAAUGGAUGUCUGACAAUUUACAAAUAGGUAAUGUCAACAUUCCAAAUAUGCAGUUUGGGUAUGGAACUAACCAGAAUGUGGGGCAAGGUAUAUUGGGAAUUGGACCAAAGGAUUCAGAAACUAGUACGUGGUUAGAUAAACCAUUCACUUAUGAUAAUUUUCCGUACAAGUUGGCAGCCCUAGGUUAUAUACCCAGAGCCUCAUACUCAUUAUAUUUGGACUCUUCGAAGUCAAAGACGGGAACAAUAUUAUUUGGAGCUGUGGAUACAGCUAAGUUUCUGGGUCAAUUACGAAUGCAAAAAAUUUUGAAAAUUCCUGUCGAUCCCUUCUCGCCAAAUGUGAAGUCGGGUUUUUAUAUUCAAUUGGAUAGUGUGGGUUCAGGCAAUUAUAGAUACAAUAGUGAUCCUGAUGAUCCGUCCCAGCCCAAUCCUGCUUUAUUGGAUUCCGGUACCAGUUUAAUUUAUGCUCCGCAAAGAGUUGUCACCGGGAUCGGUAGUUUAUAUGGAAAAUAUAAUAGAAUGGUUGGUGGUUAUGUCGCAAGUUGCAGCUCUGAAGGAGAGCCAAUUAAUUUCACUUUUGGGAAUAUGACUAUUAGCAUUGCUUACAAGGAGAUUUUGUAUCCGCUCUCGAAAGAUUCUCCAGUUUAUGGUAUGGAUGAAUGUUUGAUUGGGAUCAUUGGAAGCGGCAGCGAUAUUUUCACUCUUGGUGAUGUCUUUUUGAGGCUGGCAUAUGUUGUUUAUGAUCUAGAAGAAAGCAAAAUUGGUUUGGCUCAAGCAAGGUAUAGUAAUGAAUCUGAUAUUAAAUUCAUUGAUGAACUCCAUUGA
Molecule: messenger RNA, 1251 nt
Organism: Saccharomycopsis crataegensis
Lineage: Eukaryota; Fungi; Ascomycota; Saccharomycetes; Ascoideales; Saccharomycopsidaceae
Product: pepsin-like aspartic protease
Exons: 1
Coding region: 1-1251 (416 amino acids)
Biological process (GO): proteolysis
Molecular function (GO): aspartic-type endopeptidase activity
Source: RefSeq, a predicted model, not a curated record